Echinostoma caproni is the source of this 657-nucleotide messenger RNA. NCBI's taxonomy places the organism in Eukaryota, Metazoa, Platyhelminthes, Trematoda, Plagiorchiida, Echinostomatidae. The record is from the annotation of a GenBank genome assembly.
AGGUAUGAUCAGUCUACCUAUGCUGGACGAGCUAAACACUUUUUCAUCACUACCAAUCCGCUUAAUGUACUAAAAACUUCCGCUGAACUUGAUGCUGCAAAAUCUAUUGUCCAGAAAUACAGGUUACCGCUUCCCGGACUAUCGGAGAAUGAGUUAUGGCGAGCAAAACAAAUAUACGAUUCCGCUUUCCACCCAGACACAGGGGAGAAAAUGCUCUUGUUCGGUCGGAUGUCUUUUCAAGUGCCUGGAAACAUGUUCAUCACCGGCUGUUUGUUGCAGUUCUAUAAGUCUGCACCCCAAGUUAUUUUCUGGCAGUGGUUCAAUCAGACUUUUAAUGCUGCAGUAAACUACACCAACAGAAGUGGUGACCUUCACACAACCGCCAUUCGUAUUAUGUCUGAACCUUACGUUUCCUUUAACCAUCUGCUCUCCUUGGAGAGGUCACUUCAGCAAAUAAACAUGGGGCGAGCAGUUUACCGGCCAACCCCUUCCCCGCUAGACGGCCUUAAGAGCGAAGUACGUGGGGCUUCCUCUCAAUGGUGCGGGAAGUCUUUGCAAGUCACUAGACAGAUACUAACCGCCCAAACUGGGCAGCCUCCACCGACCGGGCGGAGGUGCCAUCCCGUCCACUUCUCGUUUGUCCCAAUGGGUGCUUGA